AUGUAUAACGAAGGCUUCGCCGAAGAAGAAGUUGACCUCUCUGACGAGGUUGAUUUGCUGACCCCUAGUUUUCCUGUAGUUGAGGAAGAUUUGGACGAUGAUGGCAAAUCAGCUUCAAAUGAUGCUUCAGCAACAUUACAUGGAGUAUAUGAAAAUUCAUUCAACCGCUUAACAGAAAAAUUUUACAUGAAAACGCCCUGGCCUGAAGCAGAUUUUAUUGCCCCAUUGGUUAACGAUGGUACAAAUUCAUUCGACUCUGAUGGUCCAGUUGGUUUGGAACUUCCAAAUCAAUGGCUUUGGGAUAUUAUUGAUGAAUUCAUUUAUCAGUUUCAAUCAUUCUGCAAUUAUCGUAAUCGACUUAAAAAUAAGACUGAGGAAGAAAUUGUCUUGUUGCGGGAUAAUAUUCAGGUGUGGAGUUGCUACAGUGUGUUGAAUGUCUUAUAUUCUCUCAUUACAAAAUCUCGGAUCACUGAACAAUUGCUUGUUAGCAAACAUGGGGGUGACAUGAUUGAAGCUGCGGGUGAAUAUGGAUCGCGUCCUUUAUAUAAGAUGCUAGGUUAUUUUAGUAUUAUCGGUCUCCUGCGUGUUCAUUGUUUAUUAGGAGACUAUACUUUAGCGCUUAAAAUGAUGGAUAAUAUUGAAUUAAAUAAAAAAGCACUUUUCGCCCGUGUGACCGCUUGUCAUGUCACCACAUAUUACUAUGUUGGUUUUGCGUAUAUGAUGAUGCGACGAUAUGCUGAUGCUAUAAAAGCAUUUUCACAUAUUCUUGUAUUCAUUGCAAGAACAAAAAUGUAUCAUACUCGGUCUUACCAAUUUGAUCAGAUUAAUAAAAAGGGUGAUCAGAUGUAUGCAUUAUUGGCCAUUUGUAUUGCACUUUGUCCAACUCGAUUAGAUGAAAAUAUACAUGCACACAUGAGAGAAAAAUAUGGCGAACAAUUGAGCAAAAUGCAACGCGGCGAAGAAGGGCUUCAAACGUUUGAAGAUUUGUUUUUGUAUGCAUGCCCGAAAUUUAUUUCACCGAUUGGACCGAACUUUGAAGAUCUUAAUUCCUUGACUCAAGCAAUUGAACCUCAUCAUCAUCAUGCAAAAAUCUUUCUUGCUGAAGUCCGUCAUCAAAUACUAAUUCCAACACUAAGAUCAUAUCUGAAGUUAUAUACGACCAUGGGAAUUGACAAGUUGGCAGCUUUCCUUGAAAUAGAACCUGAUAAGUUAAGAACCCAGUUACUUAUAGUCAAGCAAAAAUCACGCCAGCAAAAAUGGAUCAGUGGUACAUUACUUGAGGGAGAAUAUGUUGCAACUUCUGACCUUGACUUUUGCUUGAAGCAGGAUAUGAUUCAUAUUGCCGAAUCUAAAGUUGGACGUCGUUAUGGAGAUUGGUUUUUGCGUAAUAUAAAUAAAUUCCAAGAUAUUAUUGCGGGAAUGGAGCUUCGUGCCUGA
Molecule: messenger RNA, 1437 nt
Organism: Cetraspora pellucida
Lineage: Eukaryota; Fungi; Glomeromycota; Glomeromycetes; Diversisporales; Gigasporaceae
Source: the annotation of a GenBank genome assembly